AUGAAGACGGAAUUAUCUGCUAUUUUCUGGGCCGUGUUGGUGCUCGCGGGCCUGGCCAGCGCCACGGCUAUCAGCCCGAAACCCCCCAAGGCGCCAGGCCUGACCUACCUGUACACUGUCAACAUCACGGGCGGCGACCUGUACGAGGUCGGUGCCGGCCCACGCGGCACUCGCAUCGUGGUGCCCAUCCUGAGCGGCAGCUUCUCGGGCCCCAAGUUCAAAGGGACUGUGCUGCCCCUGGGCGGCGACUGGGAGCUGGUGGACGCCAACCACCCCGGCAACGGCACCGUGACGAUUGACGUGCGGCAGACGUUCAAGACGGACGACGGCGCCCUGAUCCAGGUCUUCGAGUCGGGCGCAACGCAGACCGAUGGCACCGCGCACGUGCGUCUGACCUACGAGACGGGCAGCCAAAAGUACUACUGGAUCAAUUCGAUCGUGGCUAUUGGCAUCAUCCGCCCCCUGCCGGCCGGCAGCCUGCAAAUCCAGGCGUGGCAGAUGACGACUCCGACAUGA
Messenger RNA from Lasiosphaeria miniovina, 516 nucleotides. RefSeq lists its product as uncharacterized. The record is from RefSeq and is a predicted model, not a curated record. Bases 1 to 516 code for a protein of 171 amino acids. Lineage: Eukaryota; Fungi; Ascomycota; Sordariomycetes; Sordariales; Lasiosphaeriaceae. The transcript is spliced from 3 exons.